AUGAAAUCAGCGUUUCGAAACGGUUACUUCCUCACACUCUCUCGCUCCUUUAACCCUAACCCUCCCCUCCUCCCCUCUCUCUCCUCUCUCCACCUCAUCCCUCCUCGCUCACCGCCACCGUUCCGAUCCGUCCGCCCGCUCGCCGGAAUCUCCAACCGCGCCUUCACCUCCUCCAUGGCCGGCGGUGAACCCCACGCGCCUCCUCCGCUGGAGAAGCAGUUCGAGGACUUCCGCGCCCAGCUCGAAGAGUCCGGAACGCUCCGCGAUCGCAUUCGAGCCGUGGUGGUGGAGAUCGAGUCCACCACUAGGAUUAUCCACUCCGGCCUCCUCUUGGUUCACCAGUCGCGCUCUACACCAGAGGUGUUGGAGAAGCCAAGGGCUCAAAUUGUGGUGCUGAAGGAGCUCUACAGUCGGCUCGCCGAGAUUGUGCGUGAAAGCCCUGGGAGAUAUUACAGGUAUCAUGGUGAUUGGAAGAGUGAGACGCAGACCGUGGUUUCACUGCUUGCUUUUAUGCAUUGGUUAGAGACAGGGACGCUUUUGUUGCACACUGAAGCUGAGGAAAAACUUGGGUUGAGCGGUUCAGAAUUUGGUCUGGAUGUUGAAGACUAUCUUGUUGGUAUCUGCUUCAUGUCCAAUGAAUUGCCUAGGUAUGUGGUUAACCAAGUUACAGCUGGGGACUAUGAUUGUCCAAGAAAGGUCAUGAAGUUUUUGACAGAUCUCCAUGCAUCCUUCCGUCUGCUCAAUCUUCGAAAUGACUUUCUGCGCAAGAAGUUUGAUGGUAUGAAGUAUGACCUAAGAAGAGUUGAAGAGGUUUACUAUGAUGUAAAGAUCCGAGGCUUGGCAGCAAAUGGGGGUUCCGGAGAAAAGCCAGCAGCUUAAGGACAACCAUAGAGUGCAGAAGUAGCACGCUUUUGUUUACCUUGAUCAUGACGUAUUGUAGUCUCCUGCUCUUCUAGAGAAGCAGAUGAGCUCUCUACAGUUUUGUGUCAGAAACUCAGGAUUGUGUGGGAUCAAAUCAAAGCUCUGCUAGUGUUUAAAUUAAGUAACCGGUAGAAAAUACAUGAUUUCAAGGCCAUAGAUAAUUGGUGUAACAAUGAGGAGACGAUCUAACAAUCUGAGGUCCAACCCUUCUAGUCUACU
Argentina anserina (silverweed cinquefoil) is the source of this 1140-nucleotide messenger RNA. RefSeq lists its product as uncharacterized. Gene Ontology annotation, biological process: RNA metabolic process. The record is from RefSeq and is a predicted model, not a curated record. Gene Ontology annotation, cellular component: nucleus; cytoplasm. Bases 1 to 879 code for a protein of 292 amino acids. The transcript has 7 exons. Gene Ontology annotation, molecular function: single-stranded DNA binding; sequence-specific DNA binding; RNA binding. Lineage: Eukaryota; Viridiplantae; Streptophyta; Magnoliopsida; Rosales; Rosaceae.